Miniopterus natalensis is the source of this 1140-nucleotide messenger RNA. Lineage: Eukaryota; Metazoa; Chordata; Mammalia; Chiroptera; Miniopteridae. The record is from RefSeq and is a predicted model, not a curated record.
AUGGAGCAAACUAAACUCUCCACAGACACGGCUAAUAAAGUUAUCUUAUGCCGGGCAGCCAUUGCCUGGAACAUAAAUGCUCCCCUGUCCAUAGAACUACUUGAAGUUGAUCCACCAAAGGCUUGUGAGGUUCGAAUUAAGAUUCUGUCUUCUGGGAUCUGUGGUACCGAUCUGCAUGCCUUGGAAGGGAGAAACAUAGUACCUGUUCUGGUUUUGGGCCACGAGGGAGCUGGAAUCGUGGAGAGUGUUGGAGAAGGUAUAACCUCUGUGAAACCAAGUAAAUAAAGUUUUACUUUGCCUCUUCCACAGUGCAGAGAAUGCUGCUUCUGCUUGCACCCCAAGGGCAACGUUUGUGUGAAGGAAGAUAUGCUUUCUCCAACUGGAUUCGUGUUAGACGGGGCCAGCAGGUUUACCUGCAGAGGACAGAAGAUUCACCAUCUUUAUGGCACUAGCACCUUCGCUGAAUAUACUGUUGUGCAUGAAAUUGCAGUGGUGAAAAUUGAUGCUGCUGCUCCAAUGGAUAAAGUCUGUAUCAUAAGCUGUGAGGUGCCUCCGGGCUUCGGAGCCGUGUUUAACACUGCAAAGGUCACCCCUGGUUCCACCUGCAUUGUCUUUGGACUUGGAGGAAUCGGCUCAGCCAUUGUCACGGCGUGCAAAGCCUCUGGUGCUUCUAGGAUCAUCGGGGUUGACAUCAACGAGACGAAAUUUCCCAGGGCAAAAGCAUUAGGAGUCACUGAUUGUCUCAACCCUCAGAACCUCAAGAAGCCUGUUCAGCAGGUGGUAGUAGAAAUGACAGGCUUUGGUGUCGACUUUGCCUUUGAGGCCAUCGGACUCACUGAUACCAUGGUAUGUGCCUUGCACUGUUGCGGCUUUGGCGUCUGCCUGAUUAUGGGAGUAGCCCCCAGAGGUGAACAACUCUCGUUUGACCCACUGAUGAUUAACUCUGGGAGAACCCUGAAAGGCAGCAUUUUGGGAGAGUACAAAAGCAGAGAUUGCAUUCUGAAACUUGUAACUGGCUAUAUGCAAAAAAAGAUCAACAUAGAUCCACUUAUAACGCAUACGUUCCCAUUUGAAGAAAUAAACAAGGCAUUUGAAGUGCUACAGAAUGAAAAUUGUAUCCGCUGUGUCCUCUUGUUUUGA